Enhydra lutris kenyoni (northern sea otter) is the source of this 5577-nucleotide messenger RNA. RefSeq names its product transforming acidic coiled-coil-containing protein 2-like. The coding region runs from base 1 to 5577 and encodes 1858 amino acids. The transcript has 6 exons. Lineage: Eukaryota; Metazoa; Chordata; Mammalia; Carnivora; Mustelidae. The record is from RefSeq and is a predicted model, not a curated record.
AUGGGCAACGAGACCAGCACCUCGGGAAGCCAGCAAGAGAACUCCAGCUUGCCUGACGUCGUCCUGUGGCCUCCGAAGCCUGAGCCUGUGCAGAAAACUUCACCAGCUCAGAGUCCGGGGUCUGUGCAACCAACUGGGAGCAGUCAGAACGUGAAAGGGGACCUGGAGAAGUCUGGAAGUGCCAGGCAUGGAGACUUGCACAGCGCCGGGCACCGAGGCUCCUGCUCCGCUUCUGAGGGUACCGCCAGCCUGGACCCGUGCAUCGUGUCCCGGGAGGUGACCGAGCCAAGCAAAAGCCCCCAGGAGGCCAGCGGCCUGGAAGGUUCUCUGCCAGCCUGCCCACAAGUGCCCUGGGAGCAGGAGUGCCCUUCCGCCUCCAUGCCCUUUGCUAAGGGCCCUCUGGACUCUUGCUUGGCGAGCCCAGUAGCAGAACCUGAAGACUGGCCCCUCAUUCAACACCCCAGGCGGGAACUGUCCCCAGAUGCCUGUGGGGAGGCCCCAACAGCAUCUGUCCCUGAGGGGGGCAGUUCUACUCAGUGCAGCGUGGGUGCUGUUGUCCCCAGUGCCGGGCACACGUUGUCUUCCUCUAGCCGCACUGACCGGUCCCUGGGGGUUUCACCAGCACCUCGUCAAGAGCUGAUGAAGGGACAGCCUGGAGAAGAUAGCCACCCUGGUGAUUUCAAGUCCCAAGGGAAUGAGGCUGCAGGUGGCCAGCCCCUGGCAGAGGCCAGGCAGGGGGCGGCCUCUGUGCCACAGGCCCUGGAAGCCUCUGCUGCCGCUCAGCCAGGCAAGGCAAGCUCCCCUGGUCCGGAGGAGUCCCCCACAAAGCCUGAGACCCUGACUCUACCAGAGCCAGCCCCCAGAGCCUUGGACAGGGACAAAUGCCAAGGGGAGGUGCCACCUCGGGCUUUUGCUGAUGGCUCAGGAUUGCCUGGGGCCUGCCAUCUCAUGAGGAGCCCUGCAGGGGCUGCCCAGGAAGAUGACACAAAUUCCUGGGAAAGCUGCCAGCAGCAAAUGGGAGCACUUCUGGCACAUGUCGAGCCGCCCUGUAAUUCACCGAGCUGCACUCCGGUGCCUGGGGCCAGGGGCUCUGGGAAGGAGACCGGGGGGGCCUGCGAUGCUCGGGGUCACUUGCAGGCAGGGGGGCCAGGAGGUGAGCCCGGUGCAGCCAGCCCUGCAGCAGCAGACAGCCCGCCCCGAGGGGCUUUGCUCACGCACACAGAGCCUUCCCCACCUGCACCGACGGAGGACAAACGUCCCGCUUCGGGCUCCGCUCCAUCACCAGCUGCUCAGGCCUCUGCCGCUGCAGAAGAAUCCAGCUGGUUGACCGGGGAGAUGGUUUCCGGGGCAGAGAUGCCAGUUCUUACAGAUCUGGCCAAAGAGUUAGCAGAUGCAGGGUUGGCAGGACGGGAAAAGCUCGAAUCUGAUCUCGGAAGUGAGGGAGAGGGUCUAGGAGGGAACUGUGGAGAGGGCGCUGCCCCUUUGCUCCAGGAGGACAGUGGAGAGGUCUCAGUGAGGGACCAGGAGGUCCAACAAGGGGUACUGCCCCCUGGCCCAACCAGUGUAUCAGAUGAAAAGGCCAGAAGCACACUAGGGUCAAAGCAUGAAGCCAUGGCCCCUGAAAGCCCAGCUGUGGCUGAGGAGGAGAGCAGACUACCCGGGGCCAACUCUAGGGGACAGGAAGAAGUCCCAGAGCCACUUGAUGGUAGAGAUCCUGAGAAGCCGUGGGAGGAGCAACCCGGGGCCUUGGGCUGCAAGCCCAGCGCAGAGGUGGAAAAAGACGAGGUUUCAAAGCUAAACCCUGAUGUGGACAGCAGCGUGCAUCCCAGCACAGAUUCAGCACAGCCACCCAGGAGGGAGGGUCCCAGGCACGCCAACAGGCCUGGCUCUCCACCCGAAGAUGCAGUGUGGAGCUCAGUGACCUGUGGGAUGGUGGGAGAAGCCCAUGUUGUCCAGGCCUCUGGCUCACUGCCCAAGCGCCCGGAGAAGGAGCUCGCCCUGGCCCCCGGGCCGGAUGGAACUGGUGAACACAUUCUUCCCAAAGAAGCUCUCUGGGAGGUGCUGGGAUUGCAGACCCAGUGUCCCGACCCCCUUCGGGAUGUGGGGGGAUUGGAAAGAAUGGACGCUCUUCCUGCUUUAGAAUCGGAGAAAUCAGACUUCCUGUCAACUUCUGCGGCAGAAGUCAUCCCCAAAGCCCAGGAGGCGGAGAGCCCAUCUGACACAAAGAUGAUGAGGAGCUGCCCGUCGGCGCGGAGGCCCAGCAGCUGUGCCGGGGAGUGUUUGCUGACACCCUCGGGCCAACCUUGUGGGCUGGGGCAUGAGGCAGCUGGUCAGGAAGUCCAUGCUGAUGGGCCACAUCCCCUCGAGGGGGAGAAUUUGGCAGUGGAUGGUGGGCUUACAAUGCUCAGCCAGGAACGAGAUCAGCAGGGAAACCUGUCCUGCGACAGCUGGCCACGAGUAGCUGCUUCUGAGGGGCCCCCAGUAUCUUCUGAGAACCGUCUCCAGCCAUUGCAAUCAGAACCAGAAGCAUCCGUGUCUGACAUGCUCAGGGAGAAGCCCCAGCAGUGUGAAACUGAGAAAGAGACUUGUGCAGGCAGUCGAGGCUUUAAGAACCUGGACACAGAUGCUUCUCCAACCCUCCUCCCUAUGGGACCUCUGGAGGACGUGUGCUUGCCCACCCAUGGCAGAGAGGAACAAGUUUCCAGAUUGGAACUUCAAGGGGAGCUCCCCAAAGGCGGUCUGGCUACUGCUCCCGGUUUGGCUCCCGGGGGCGUGGUUCCGGGGAGUCCGGCGACAGAAGCACCAGAGCUGUCAGCAACAGUAGGACCGGCGUCAUCGGAGCCAGGGCAGGCUGAGCGGGAGGGAGCGUGCCGUGGCGGCCUGCCUUCCGGAGUCUCACCACCUGCAGCAGAUGCCUCCAAGGACUCUCCUCUCGCAGGUCACCUGAGCAGAGAGGAGAGUCGCUGUGCGCAGCAGGGGCCCAGCAAGCCCCAGCAGGAACAGGCAGGUGUGUUGCAAGCCGACGGCCGGCAUGAAGAAGCAUGUCUCAGGGAUGCAGAACUUUCUCAAGCCGCUGACGCUCAGCCCCCGCUCCAGGGGUUGGGUAAGACAGAGAAGGCAAGUGGGAACACAGAGGUGACCCCACCUUGUGAGCCUGACUCAGUCGCCCUCCUAGAUGCAGCUCAGGGCCCGCCAGCCCCGGUGCCCGCCAGCCUUAGAGUCACACCCAGCCAGGAUGCCCCAGACACAGAGGCGUGUGGGGAAACGCAGGGAGGCGGGCAGCAACCCGUGCCGGCCCUGCAGAAGGAAAUGGAGCUCCCCACCGCCUCCGAUGCGGAGGCCCCAAUGCUCCUUGGAAGUUUCCCAGCGGCCAAGGAUCAAGGUGCGGACCGUGGGGCUGCCGAGACUGGUGGGAAUGCUGAGGGAGGGGACCUGGGGGUGCGGCGGGCUCUGGAGGGGCCCACGGAAGCUGCUCUGAGUGGCGGCUCCCUUCACACUGAGCAGCGCGCCUCCCCUGGGAAGGAAGAUUCUACCUUUGCCCUGUGUGAGCCAAGCCGAGCAGAGCAGCUCUCGGCCAGCUGCCAGGAUGCCUCGCUGCCAGCCGGAGAACGGGGGGGGAUUCCCGGGAGCGAGGUGGAUAUUUCUGUCCCCAACCCAAAGAGACCCCUGCCCCCUGGGCCACCAGAAGAGGCUGCUCCAGACACUCCUUACCUGCACAUCGAUGGUGCUGCCGGGAAAGGGGCAGGCCCCCGUCCCGCAGAAGAGCCCCUGCCGACCUUGGGACAGGUCACCUCCAUGGAGCUUUCUGCCGACAUGCUUGCCCCUCCCUCACGACCAGGAGCGGCCAGUGCGGAGGUUUCUGUGGUGCAAGUGAGCAGUGGAAGCCCCAAAGCUGGAAACGCUGAGGGACCCACGGGCUCCAUCCGCUACCUGGACAGGGCGCCCCUUCCGACGGAGAGUAAGCAGAUGACAGGGGAGGAGGAGGAGGCAAGAGCCCCAGGGGCAGUCACCCAGCCUGGCGGGAUGCCAGCACACCCCACCAGCAAGGAGAGCUUGGCCGGUGAGGCAGCAAGGGAGCCAGAGGGCAGUGGGGAGCGGAUGGUAGACCCUCCCGAGGACCCGCGGAGAGGUGCGUCAGGCGGUGUGGACGCAGGCUCCAAGCAGAUCGGCAAGAUCACGGGGCUCCCUGACUUCAGGGAGCACAUCACGAAGAUCUUUGAGAAGUCUGUGCUCAGAGCGCUGACCACCGAUCGGCCCCAGAGCGCAGCGGGAGAAAAGGCAGGAGCCGAGGGGAGCCUGAAGGGUGAGGACCUCACCGGGCCACGCCCAGAGAAGACUCCAGAUGGGGCUCAAGGAGUGGCCAUUGCCCCUCUCCUCGCCGUUCCUUCUGGACUCGGGGUGGACGCAAAGGAAAAGAAGCAAGAGUUGCCUACAGAGGCUAAGCUCCCCUGUCUGGUUCCCCAGGAUCCUGCUCCGGAAAGGCCGCUGGGCUCGGCAGUGUCAGCCUCGGAGCCGAGCCUGCCAGGUGCCGGUGUGGGAAAGGAAAUGACCAGUGUCCCACCGAUGGUGCAGGAUGGUGAGAAGCCAGAUGGGGCUGGGGAGGCCGGGUCGGGGCGUGUAGGCCAGGACCCCUCCCAGCAGGCUGGGGGCCAGCGAGAACGAGCCUCAGGUCCUUCCCUGCCCACCACCGUUCUGGAGACUCCCGUGGGAAAAGCUGCGGACUUCCAGGGGGAGCCCCCGAGCCACCGAGACGGGGCCUCAGUUCCAGAAGACAGAAUUCCUCCUGGAAUAUACCCCCAGGACCGUCAACCCAGGGAGGAUGGUGCCUGGGGCUUUGCUCACACAGGGGGUCCGAGUGACAUGUCCACCUCUGUCCUGGGAGCAUCUUCUCCCCACAGGGGGGUUUCAACUGUGGCCGAGGCCGUCUGUGCACCCGGGACUCCCGCCACCCCUGGGGGCGAGCAGAGGCGUGGAGGUGGUGCCCUGGGUGAGCCGGGUGCUCCCGAGCCAGAGGCUGUGGAAGUAGCAGCCAUGCCCCCGGAGCCCGGCUUGGGGGCAGGAGCUGCUGGGGAAGCAGAGGGUGACGUCACUUCAAGCACAGCUGAGACUGGGGCACGUGUGGCUGGGGACCCGCCCGAGACAGGUACAACAAGGAUGUUCUCUGGUGCUGCUCACGGGGACGCAGGCUGCUCUGCUGGGGCCCCAGGCUCGGAGGAUGCCGCCACUCUGCCGGGGGCCAGCCCGGCUGGGCACCUGCUGGCUAAGGAGCAGCCCGGGCCCCAGCCCCCCACUCCUGUUGGGGGCGGGAAGGUGCACGUCUCUUCACCGCCGGAACCUGACAAGGCUCGGGACCCAAGACCCCAAACCCUGGCUCCGGGAGUGCUCCAGGCCGAAAGAAGCAGCCCCGGGCCUGGCCUAUCCACCUUACCUUCCAUUCCCAAGAAGGAAGCUCCAGAUGCCCCAGACGAGGUCAUCUCGGAUGCAGCCAGAAGCAUGGGAGGAGCAGAAAGGUCAGUGAAAAGGGACCCCAAAAAUUCCUACGGCGUGAAGACUCUCACUCAUGGAGGCAACUACUGA